Messenger RNA from Suillus subaureus, 900 nucleotides. RefSeq lists its product as uncharacterized. Lineage: Eukaryota; Fungi; Basidiomycota; Agaricomycetes; Boletales; Suillaceae. The transcript is spliced from 5 exons. The record is from RefSeq and is a predicted model, not a curated record. Bases 1 to 900 code for a protein of 299 amino acids.
AUGUCUUCUGGACUUGGAAUUAAAUGUGCUGGUUAUCCAUUACUGGCAACAACCAAAGGCCUUCAGGUGGUCAAGAAAGUGAAGGUGGGUGAGGGUGGUACCUGCAGGUGCCUUCAUUCAGCCGACUUUGACAAACUUUGUGCUGCAAUGGUCCAUCUGGCCAUCAGUCACUACCAGUCAAUUCUCGCUAACUUGACCAUUUAUCCAAACAACAUUCAAGUGCAAGACUGGUCUGGCCAAGCAUGGGCAGCCACUUGCCACUCUCAAGGCAUUCAAAUCGAUUUUGAUGAAGAUGUGUAUAAAUUGAUCACUGAACGUGGCUCUAAUCUAUGCAGCAACCUCAAGACUAUUCUACACCCACUUGUUGAGACCGAGUUUGGAUUCAGUAACGAAAAAAACCCCAAGGCCAUCAAAUCUAAUGCAGCAUGUGCAGCUCCUGAUCAUGAAGCAGGAAAAGGACUAUUUGAGACUGACAUUAUUGUCAAUGGAGUCAUUAAGUGGUGCUACAAUAAGAAAAACUCAUUGGGCACUACUCCACCAAGCUACUUCAAGGAUUCUACUACUGGUGGGGUGAGCUGGGGUAUCAUUGCAGUGGUUCUCACUGGGAUUGAGGCUUGCAUUGUGGAGUGGACCAGUGGCACAAAAAGCAAGACACGCUUCUACAAAGAGUGCUAUGCAACCAUCUUCAACAUUUACUUCAACAUGCUGGUCAAGUUUCACGAGGGCACAAAGCAUGUCAGUGUUUUGCUGAAGAUCUGCAAGAGGGUUCUAAGACAUACUUGUGUUCUGGAGGAUCCAUUCAGCAUGGGAGGCAGUACAGAGAACUUCUCGACAGACAAAUUCACUGUGGCAGCUGCAGAAUGGGAUGGUCGUGUAGAGUCAGACAAGGAGUAUUACUAG